AUGUCAGGUUUAUCUUCUGACAAUAUUCCGGCAUUGGGACCUGGCCAUCCUGACCAAUCCAAAACAUCACGCGAGACCUCUCCUGCGCGCAAUUCUCGCAGUGUCUCUAGCAUCCCUCAGCUCUCGCGAUCGCGCAAGGGAAGCCAGGAGUUCAGUCCGACACGAAACAGUGGUAUACCUGGAUCCUUAUCAACCGUGCCUUCAGCCGCUGCCGUUCAGCGAGCCUUGUCUGCCCAGAGACCUAUUUUACAACCUCCCAGUGUCGACUCGGUGCUCGAGGGCAGCCGCUCCUCUGAACGACAAAUGAGAUCAGGUCAAAAUCCGCCGUCAUGGCCCACGUCCCCCCGACUGAAGUCUCCUCCUCCUUCGAAGACUGGAACAAGGGCACCGCCAGCUAAGAGGAGUGAUUCAGAUCAGAUGCCGUCGAAUACUUCGCUGAAAAGACUGGCACCUGUCUCUCAUCCUGACACCGCCGCUACGAUGCAAGUUCCUGACACUCAUGAACAACCGGGCCCGCAUUCCAACUCAAGAAUAUCAGGCCGAGGCCCAAGCACUACCCUUGAGACGGUGGCAGAAAACAGCGUCCCCACGACUCCUGCAAUUGGACCGCUAUCGACUUCGCCGUUGGGGCAGAGGAUGGAUGUACCAUCCCUUGAUCAGCGCCUAGAGUCACGGCCUGAUCCAUCCACAGCCAAAGAUGGCGAAGGAAGUGGCGGCGACGGCCCCUCGAAAGGCACGGCCGGCAAAACAGAAAGUGGCCGGAGGUCAAGGGCUCCCAGUAGUUCCCGGCCAGCGUCGGACUUGGCAAAGCGCUCUUUCACCAGCCUUACGGGGACAAAGCCCAAACCCACUGGCGAGCCUCCCCGAACCAUGACUGUGGAGACGGAGACGGUUACUUCAAUGCCGCAAUUGCUGGGUCCAGACCGAGGUGCUUCAGGAAGAGAUGGGAAUGGGAGUGUAAGGACGAAACCUAGCAAUGAAACCAUUCGGCCUAAGAAGGAGAAGAAAAAAUCCCGCAAAGCUCCCUCGCUUCAUGCUGGCACGGUGACUUCCAAAGCUGACCUGUUCGAGGCUAAGGUCGCCAGCGCAGUGGACGAAGCUGAUUCCUCUGAUUCGGACGAGACUUUCGUCUAUGAGUCUAAUCCACCAGACAGCCGACCAGCCCGACAUCACUCUCGAACACCCAGUGCUACGUCCCUCGCCAGCCAAGAACAAUUUGGGAACCGCACCAAGCAUGGCGUUCGCAGCGGCAGUCAGGCAAUUACUGGAAAGAAGAGUAUGAAGUUUUCGAGCAGCACCUACAACAAUCACUUGGAUGGCGAGUCUGGACCCGAAGGUCGGGGAAGUCAACGCAACUCCAGUUCGACACCCCGUCAUCACCACAUCAGUCGACAUGGACGGCCUCACCACACCUCAAUCCUGGACACGGAGUCACCUUUCACUCAAGCAACCAAGACAAACCCGUCACGUUCGACGCCCAAUAAUCCGUCCCGAUUUUCGCGGCCCAACAGCCCUCGAACCUCCAACGGAAGGCUACCGGGCACUCUGCGCAAGGGAGAGCCAUUUGAUGCAUAUGAUGAUGCCGCCGCCGACGACGAGAGAGCACCCCUCCUUGGAUCGGUCCGGGUUAAUCGCACGAGACAUAGCCGCCGCCCGCACAGCACAAGCUUUCGGCAGCUCGAAUACAACGACGCCCAUGACCGCAGCUGGUGUGGCGGGUAUAGCGGUUGCAUUCUCCUUGGACUUGUUAUUCUUCUGAUCUGUGUGGGCGUUACCACGUUUGUGAUGGCCCUCAAUCGGCCGCUGAUGGACGUCUCUAUUAAACAUAUUCAAAAUGUGCUCGCAUCAGAGCAAGAGCUCAUGUUGGAUUUGCAUGUGCUGGCGCUCAACACGAAUCUUUUCCCUAUUACGGUGAAUGACCUGGAUGUUAAUUUGUUUGCUGAGAGCCCCUAUGUGGGAACCACAGCCGAUUGGGACGGGGCCGGCCAAAGAAGGGCCCUCCGAUGGGUCGACCGACGGAGUGCAAAUAGCCUGGAGUUCGACUGGCCGCCCUGGCAAUCUGACGAUGGCGUGGACGAGGGAACGGACCCGAUCGACGACCCUGAGCCAGGGACACAGAAGAUGUUGCUCGGAAGGGUACUCGUGUUCGAUUCGCCGUUAGUGUUUGAUGCCUCGCCACUCCGCCACAGCCACACCUCUUCUGUCGGUGAGAUUCGACUUGCGAGACCGGGCAACAAGACCGAGGUCGGGGGAUCGGCGCGCUGGGAGAGAGUGCUACAACACCCGUUUGAUCUUAUUGUUAGAGGCGUGAUCAAGUACCAGCUACCCCUGAGCUCCAGGACGAGAUCUGCCAAGAUUGGCAGCCGGGUCAAGGUGUUACCCAACGAUGAUAAAUCUGGAGACGAUCCCGAAGGAUCUCCGGCUGAACCAAAAGCGUAA
Cladophialophora psammophila CBS 110553 is the source of this 2439-nucleotide messenger RNA. RefSeq lists its product as uncharacterized. The coding region runs from base 1 to 2439 and encodes 812 amino acids. Gene Ontology annotation, biological process: positive regulation of phosphatidylinositol biosynthetic process; vacuole inheritance; protein localization to vacuolar membrane. Gene Ontology annotation, cellular component: fungal-type vacuole membrane; PAS complex. NCBI's taxonomy places the organism in Eukaryota, Fungi, Ascomycota, Eurotiomycetes, Chaetothyriales, Herpotrichiellaceae. The transcript has a single exon. The record is from RefSeq and is a predicted model, not a curated record.